CAUGGGGGAGAUCCCAAGCUCAGUCCCCACAAAGUUCAGGGCCGGUCGGAGGCAGGGGCAGGUCCGGGUCCAAAGGGGCGCCGCCUCACUGCCGCACCUCCAUCCAGCAAGGACACCACAGCUCUUCCGACUCCAGCAGCAGCUCCAGCGACUCCGACACGGAUGUGAAGUCCCACGCUGCUGGCUCCAAGCAGCACGAGAGCAUCCCGGGCAAGGCCAAGAAGCCCAAAGUGAAGAAGGAGAAGGGCAAGAAGGAGAAGGGCAAGAAGAAGGAGGCUCCCCACUGAAGGGCCCUGGACAGGGCUCAUUAAACCUUCCUCUCUGCCUUCUGCGACUGGUCAGCGUGGUGCCUACUCUGGCCCAUCCCCAGCUCCCUGCCCCCUGCCCAGCGCUGGGCCCGCCCAUUCGUGCGCGAGGCCAAGGAGAGGCUGUCCACGCCAUGCCCAUCAGGGUUUAUUGUUUCUGUAACAGCGGCCACGCCCUGGGGCGGUAG
Messenger RNA from Gorilla gorilla gorilla (western lowland gorilla), 493 nucleotides. It is a transcript of the gene C20H19orf33, whose product is annotated as chromosome 20 C19orf33 homolog. Lineage: Eukaryota; Metazoa; Chordata; Mammalia; Primates; Hominidae. The transcript is spliced from 3 exons. The coding region runs from base 2 to 493 and encodes 163 amino acids. The record is from RefSeq and is a predicted model, not a curated record. Gene Ontology annotation, cellular component: nucleus.